Molecule: messenger RNA, 1122 nt
Organism: Drosophila busckii
Lineage: Eukaryota; Metazoa; Arthropoda; Insecta; Diptera; Drosophilidae
Product: mitochondrial 2-oxodicarboxylate carrier
Exons: 2
Coding region: 151-1062 (303 amino acids)
Source: RefSeq, a predicted model, not a curated record
UGACAAGCUGGCUAACAAAUAAUAUUAAAGUGCUUGCCAGACAAAAAAUUGUUAGUUGUAUUGCCUUUUCUCUUUGCCUUUCUUUCAUUAACUUAUGUAUUGUAUAUAUCAACAAAUUGCUACGUUUUUUGGCUAAGAGUGUGGGAAACUAUGGCCAGCCAUCAUGCAGACAUAUCGCCGGGCAAGCGCGCCGUCUUCCAAGUGAUGGCCGGCGGCUCUGCUGGAUUUCUGGAAGUUUGCAUUAUGCAGCCGCUGGACGUGGUCAAGACGCGCAUGCAGAUUCAGGCGCAGCCCACAGCGUCAGUCAGUGAGCUGCAUUACAAUGGCGUCUUCGACUGUUUCGCCAAGAUGUAUCGCCAUGAGGGACUCGGCUCCUACUGGAAGGGCCUGCUGCCGCCUGUGCUGGCCGAAACACCAAAGCGCGCCAUAAAGUUUCUGGUCUUCGAGCAGACAAAGCAAUUGUUUCAGUUUGGCUCGCCCACGCCCACACCCUUGACUUUCUCGCUGGCUGGCUUGACAGCUGGUCUGCUGGAGGCGGUGGCUGUGAAUCCUUUUGAGGUUGUUAAGGUGGCGCAGCAGGCGGAUCGGCAAAAGAAAAUGGUUAGCACCUUCGAGGUGGCGCGAGAGAUUGUCAAGCGCGAUGGCUUUGGACUGCGUGGCCUCAACAAGGGCGUGACCGCUACAAUGGGACGCAAUGGCGUCUUUAACAUGGUCUACUUUGGCUUCUAUCACAGCGUCAAGAAUGUGGUGCCCGAGUCCAAUGACAACACGCUGGAGUUCUUGCGCAAGGUGGCCAUUGGCUUUACGGCCGGCACGCUGGCCUGCUUCGUUAACAUACCGUUCGACGUGGCCAAGUCGCGUAUACAGGGACCACAGCCGGUGGCAAAUCAAAUUAAAUAUCGCGGCACCCUCAGUGCUAUACGCAUUGUGUACGCAGAGGAGGGAUUCCGAGCUCUCUACAAGGGUCUGGUGCCCAAGAUAAUGCGCCUGGGUCCGGGCGGUGCCAUUAUGCUCCUAGUCUUUGACUAUGCCUACGAUUAUCUGUUAACUCAUCAUGCAUAAAACGUAGCCUACACAAUUUUAGCUAUUAAACGUAAUUUCCUUCUUUUUUUGUACAUUGAA